Messenger RNA from Panicum hallii, 549 nucleotides. RefSeq names its product metallothionein-like protein 2C. Gene Ontology annotation, molecular function: metal ion binding. Lineage: Eukaryota; Viridiplantae; Streptophyta; Magnoliopsida; Poales; Poaceae. The coding region runs from base 97 to 339 and encodes 80 amino acids. The transcript has 3 exons. The record is from RefSeq and is a predicted model, not a curated record.
CAGCCUCGCCAUUCCUCAUCACAAGCGAAGCAGAGCACAAGAAGCACCACACACCUUCUUCAGCACCAGCUCCUGCUCGUGAUCAACAAGAUCAGCAUGUCUUGCUGCAACGGCAACUGCGGGUGCGGCGCCAGCUGCCAGUGCGGCCCCGCAUGCGGCGGCAGCAAGAUGUUCCCUGACGUGGAGGCCACCUCCGCCACCACCACCAUGGUCAUCGCCGCCGCCACCAGCAAGGCGAGCUCCGGCGGGUUCGAGGAGGCGAUGGAGAGCGGCGGCUGCGACUGCAACACCUGCAAGUGCGGCACCAGCUGCGGCUGCUCCUGCUGCAGCUGCAACUGAGGCAGCGCCGCGAUGGAGCACGAGGAGGAAGGAGAACCCCCGCAGCGUAUUAUAUAGUAGUAGCAGGCCAGCGUUUAAAUAAGAUCUUAAUUGGCAGCUGAAGGUUGUGGUUAACUGAACACUGCUGUAUCAAGGAAAUUGAUGUGCCUGCCUGUUGGGGGAGAAGUUACAUGGCCACUUGAAAUGAACACCUUGCUACAGUUUGGCUAA